Opisthorchis viverrini is the source of this 474-nucleotide messenger RNA. RefSeq lists its product as hypothetical. The transcript has 3 exons. The record is from RefSeq and is a predicted model, not a curated record. Bases 55 to 474 code for a protein of 139 amino acids. NCBI's taxonomy places the organism in Eukaryota, Metazoa, Platyhelminthes, Trematoda, Opisthorchiida, Opisthorchiidae.
UUGGAUUGCAAACGUUUCAUCAUCGAUCGAGGUGACAUCGUCAAUGCAGUGGCGAUGUCACCUCGAUUGAUGAUGAAACGUUUGCAAUCCAACUGCCAAGCUCGGCGAACAGACCAACAACUAAACUUUCAAUAUUCUAAUAGAUUUAGUUUUUCACGAAAUUACAUUUCGAACCAUUCUCCGGAACAAUUCAGUAUACCAAAUCUAUGGCGGUUCGUGGGGGCCGGUCGAAAUAAAGAAACAGAGACUGCUCGCAAUAUCAUCAGACAUCAGUUGGUCGUUGAUCAGGUGGCUGUUGAUCUGUUCGCCGAGCUUGGCAAUUGGCUUGCAAACGUUUCGUCACCAUACGAGGUGACAUCAUCAGUGCGCAGUUUGGUGGGUACUUCUUCCUGGCCUGCGUGCGUUUAUGUAGCAUUCAAAGGCUAUCUGCUAUCUUCUGAUGUGAUUGGUGCGGUUACAUAUCUCCUAUAUUGA